Messenger RNA from Quercus lobata, 1373 nucleotides. RefSeq names its product cysteine synthase-like. Gene Ontology annotation, molecular function: cysteine synthase activity. Bases 274 to 1272 code for a protein of 332 amino acids. NCBI's taxonomy places the organism in Eukaryota, Viridiplantae, Streptophyta, Magnoliopsida, Fagales, Fagaceae. The transcript is spliced from 11 exons. The record is from RefSeq and is a predicted model, not a curated record.
AAUUUUGCAAAUGUUAUGCACAAUUGAACCAUUUUUCUUAUUUAUAUUUUGUACUCCUUAGAAGAACUACUAUGAAGUAGUUGAUAUUUCUUUGCUAUGCUUUGUUACUGUUGGUGGGUUAUUGAUGUUAUGCUGUUUUAGCCUUGGAGUUAUGGGUGAUUCUUGGAAUCUUUGAGUUGGGUGCUUGAAAUGUUUUAGCUAUGAUUCUGUUCUGCGCUCUGUUUAUGGAGAUUAUUGAAAAUCUCAACCUUUGGGUAUUUUUAAGAAGAUAAGAUGGAAGACAAGUGUGCAAUCAAGAAAGAUGUUACAGAACUGAUAGGCAAUACCCCAAUGGUAUAUCUCAAUAAUGUUGUGGAUGGUUGUGUAGCCUGUAUUGCUGCCAAGCUUGAGAUGAUGCAACCAUGUUCCAGUGUUAAAGACAGGAUUGGAUAUAGUAUGAUAAAAGAUGCAGAGGAUAAGGGUCUGAUUACACCAGGGAAGGUUGGUAAAGAAAUCUCUACACAUCUCAAGACUAUUCUCAUGGAGAUAACUAGUGGCAAUACUGGCAUUGGGUUGGCUUUCAUUGCAGCUGUCAAGGGUUACAGACUAAUACUUAUCAUGCCAGCUUCAUAUAGCAUUGAGAGAAGAAUUGUGUCCCUAGCUUUUGGAGCUGAGUUGCACCUUACAGAUCCUACCAAGGGCCUUGAUGGUGCUUUUGAGAAGGCUGAUGAGCUCUUAAGCAAAUUCCCUAAUAGUUAUCUGUUUAAACAAUUUGCAAAUCCUGCGAACCCACAGAUCCAUUAUGAAACCACUGGCCCAGAGAUAUGGAGAGAUUCAGCAGGGAAAGUUGAUAUUUUGGUUUCAGGGAUAGGGACUGGGGGUACAAUAACUGGUGCAGGGAAUUUCCUGAAGGAGAAAAACCCAGAGAUUAAGGUGUAUGGGGUAGAACCGGUUGAAAGUGCAAUCUUGAAUGGAGGACAACAAGGCAAGCAUCUGAUUCAAGGAAUUGGUGCUGGUUUUAUCCCUGAUGUUCUGGAUGUCAAUGUGUUUGAUGAAGUUAUUCAAGUUUCAAGUGAGGAAGCUAUUGAAACUGCGAAGCUGCUUUCCCUGAAAGAAGGUUUGCUGGUGGGGAUUUCAUCUGGUGCUGCAGCAGCUGCUGCAAUGAAGGUGGGAAAGAGGCCUGAAAAUGAUGGAAAACUUAUUGUUGUGAUUUUCCCCAGCUCUGGAGAACGUUAUUUAUCUACUGCACUCUUUGAUUCCAUUAGGAGAGAGGCGGAAAACAUGACUUUUUAGUGAUGUCUUUAUUUGUCCAUUUCGCUGUGCUGGUUUACCGAAAGAAUAAGAAACUUGCUAAUGAAAUGUUUGCAUUGUUUAUGAACAAUUUAUUUUAUUUA